Molecule: messenger RNA, 1620 nt
Organism: Oikopleura dioica
Lineage: Eukaryota; Metazoa; Chordata; Appendicularia; Copelata; Oikopleuridae
Source: the annotation of a GenBank genome assembly
AUGGACGACGAUAAAAUCGAAGCGCUGCGGUCGAGGCUUGGCCAAGGCGAAGUGAAAGAUUUUGAAAAGAACUGCGUCAAAUGGGUUGAUCAAGCUCUUAGGAAGCUUCAUGGCGAGUUCAUGAACGACUAUGCGGCGGUGGAUCUUAUUGGGCGCGUAAUUAAUGCAGCCAAAACGACGAACACGACGCAGCUUCUAUCGCCCCAUAUUCUGAGCUGGGCUAAUGACAUCCUAUCACGGAUUCGGCAGGCAUCCAACUCAGACGCGUAUCUCUCCAUUUUACUGAUCCUGCUCUCAUCUUUUGGCGGCCCCUGCCGACAGGUUAAGCGCAAGAUGUGGCUCAACCUCGCCACGUUUGCGUCUAGUCCAGAUCAUAUCUUGCGACUGAAAGCUGCCACGAUUCUUUCCGCUGCGUCAACAAAGGACCAAUUUGAAGAUCUGUAUAAUGAAAUGCUGCUGCUCCUUGACCAGAUCUCGCCAAUGCUUUUGUCGAAAAACGUCGAAAAACCUGAAGAAAGAACCCUAGAAACUCUUAACACAUCGUUACUGAUUUUCAAUCAAAGCUUUGUUGAAAACGAAGAAGAGCUCGAAGAAAGUGCAGAAAUUCUGUACCGGCGAUUACACUUUACCGUCUCCUUCCUCCGCGGACACAUCCUUUACCACGGAUGCGUCGACUUCCCGGUGGAAGAUUUCUUCGCAAUUUUGCGCCACACUGCCGUCGAUCCUGCCGUGCUGAGACUACUCAGCUCGCUCGCACUUUCCAUCGUUAAAUCCUACAGUCAAGAGCUGCUUCUCGUCAACAAUAACGUCGCGGAAGUCUUGUCGGGCUUAUACGCAGCGGAUAAAGCUGGAGUGGCCGAUGCGAUUGAAGAGACGUUACUUGAAUGGAUUAAUCAACUUGGAGUGCUUGGAUCACUUCAUAGAACGAAAAAUUUUGAGAAGCUUGCGCUAAAGAUUUUGAAAAAACUUCAAAAGAACGAUGCUGAUUCGAACGAGCUGCGGUUGAAUUUGAAACCAAUGAAGAAAUCAGACGAAGAAAACACAUCGUUACAAACAAUAGCCAGCGGGCUAAAACGACUCGAGUCAAAGCUAGAAAAGCUGGGCACGCAAAGCGGCGUCUGCGUGCCCACAAAUGGAGCCAGAGAGCACGGCAUGGAGGUAGAUCUUACGCCAUCGGCGCAAAAGGGAGUUGGCGCGCGCAGGCGGCCGUCCCUCGCGGUUCGAGAAAAUGAAGAAGAGACCAGUUUGAAAAACAAAAACGCCGAGAAUUGUGAAGGAAGUGACUAUGAAUCUGACUCGCAGAAUGCCGAACAGAGUGAUACACAAGAAGCAAGUACUGAAGACGUUCCACAAGAUAUGGAGCCGGAACCAUUCGACAGCGGGGAAGAAUCGUUUGGAGAAGAAAUGGAAGAUCAGAACGCAGAAAUGGAAACUAUCGAAGUUGUUCCAUCGAAAAUUCGGCGACUGGAAGAACCAUCAAUCAUUAUCAGUCAAACGAACGUCAAGCACGACAAAGAAGGAGAUAAAGCAGAGAAAGAAGUCACAGAUGCACCUCAAGUUGAGCCUAGCGAAGAGUUAAAACGCCUGAUGGGAAUGUUUAAUCCUUCCAUGACUCCUUGA